Haplochromis burtoni (Burton's mouthbrooder) is the source of this 4420-nucleotide messenger RNA. It is a transcript of the gene klf9, whose product is annotated as Kruppel-like factor 9. Gene Ontology annotation, molecular function: RNA polymerase II cis-regulatory region sequence-specific DNA binding; DNA-binding transcription factor activity, RNA polymerase II-specific. The coding region runs from base 458 to 1147 and encodes 229 amino acids. The transcript has 2 exons. Lineage: Eukaryota; Metazoa; Chordata; Actinopteri; Cichliformes; Cichlidae. The record is from RefSeq and is a predicted model, not a curated record. Gene Ontology annotation, biological process: regulation of transcription by RNA polymerase II.
AUGACACAGUGGGAUUCCGCGAAAUUGUUUCUUGGAGUUGAACUAAAGUGCUGCUCUCUGUAAAAUAGGACAAGUUGACCCGUGUGUGUCUGCGCACAGGGACGUGGACACAAUAGCGCCGUGGGCAAACGCUGUGAUUUUGAUUCGUCCGUUAGAAUUAAAAGGAUCUGGAGGAAGAAAGAGAAAGGAGGUUAGAGAAAGGAGGAACCGGGGAACAUUUUCAAAGCGCUAUCUUUACUGAGCGGGGCGUUUAUUUAUCCUCCGCGCAACCCCGACAAGAAAAGCGCAGUCUGCGCGGAGUGGUCACAUUGAAGACGACACGUGUGGAUGAUUAACCGCAUGUUUCCUGGGAGGACUGCGGACUGAUUACUGUAUCCGCGUUGUCGGAUAGUUUUUCCUCGCCUCUCAAGAUCUAUUGUUUUGCUUCUGUCCUCCCGGCUCUGCUUCAGGGAUCGUGAUGUCGUCGGAAGUCGACGUCUCUGCAGACCGCGUCCCCAGCCGACCACCGCCGGGGCGGAUGGAGGACGUACUGAAAGAGAGCCAGGAGAACAGGACUUUACUGAUGGUGGCGAGGAUUUUGCUGGACUUGAACAAAUGCAGCCCCAACGCUGUCAGCGCCGGAGAAAACAGAUGUCUCGGGGGCAGCGAGGCCGGCGCGCAAGAGAAAGCGGAGUGGGGGAGUCGCCUGAGCUGCGGGGACAGCCGCGGCUCUCCGGCCAGCCAAGCCAAACAUCCCCGGAACACGAAGGCGGCGGCGGCGGGGAGACUGCCGUGCUCCGAGAAGAGACACUGCUGCCCUUUUGCUGGCUGCGGGAAGAUGUACGGCAAGUCGUCCCACCUUAAAGCCCAUCUUCGGGUCCAUACCGGUGAGCGCCCCUUUGAGUGUACCUGGGCAGGCUGCGGCAAGAAGUUCUCCCGAUCGGACGAGCUCACCCGUCACUAUCGCACGCACACAGGCGAAAAGCGCUUCAACUGUCCGAUGUGUGACAAGUGCUUCAUGAGGAGCGACCACCUGAAGAAACACGCCCGGCGACAUCCAGGCUUUCAUCCCAGCAUGCUCCAGGGCUCCGGCGCGGCCAAGAGAAGGCGUUGCUCCGUGUCCGUGUCCUCCUCUGAUUCUGGAGACCGAAGCCCCACCGGGGUGUGAGACACACCCACAUACUGUACAUGUGCACACAAAGGUACAUACUGCACAUACAGAGGCAUACACAGACAUCCACACUCGCGUGUGGCGCCUGUACCUUUUCUACAAAUCCUGUCGAGCCAGACAACCAGCCAGACCACAAUUCAGAGUUUACUACACAUGUAAACGAAGUAAACAUGACAAAUCUGACUGUAAUCACACUAGAACUUCUCCUCUCAUUCCCUGAGGUGAUUGUUAUUUAUUAAGGGUUAUUUCAGGGAAGUUCAGUUCUUCUUCAACUUUAUUGUCUGUUGUCAAAAAAAUGUUCUUUUUUCUUGAAAGAAUCUGCCGUCCAAGUGGAAACCAUGUACCCAUAAAGUGUUUGAAAAACACUGCAUGAGUUCACUUUGCAUCGCAGACUUCCCUUGCAAAUGAAGAGAAUGGGAAGAACGCAAGUCCUUAUAUUCCUAGCGCUUAAAGAAGUUCUGGAAAUAGUCCUUUAAUGAAUAUUGUUAUUGCAUACAUAGACUUAUGCACACUUGAACAGUUGCUUUUCAGCCAGGAUAAUGCAAAUGCACAACACAGCAGUAUUAUCAUGUAAAUAGAUCAAACUAACUUCAGAUGGGUGAUAUACUAAGUCUAGUGUAGUUACAUGUUAUUAGAGAGUAAUAAGAAAACUAUACUAUAGAGAAAUAUAGAGCCUGUUUAUUUAAUUUCACACAUUUUGCCAUGGACUUCAGGUAUAAUCAGGUGUGUUAUGAGCUUGUAGGGAUAAGCAGUGUGUUUCCUGUGUUGAAACACACACAUUGCAAUUAAAUGCACCAAUAUACCUUUAUAGUACCUUGUUGAGGCCAUAAUACACAAGCAAAUCUCAGCAUUUGUGUUGUUUCUUAGUAACGCUUGAAAACAUAACAGGGUAAAACCUUUUAGACGAUAACGUGGUAACAUUUUUUCACUUACUGUUUAAACACUACUCGGUGUUCUGACCACAGUGAUUUAUGUUUAGUAAAAGUCCGUGCCUUUUGACGGUUUUGUGGCAGAGGGGAAUUUCUACGUUUUUCAAUACUACCUGAAUUAACAUCGUCAGAUUCUUUGUGUUGCUGUUCAGUAAUACUUUAAAGCUCAACGACUGUCUUCAAAUGCCAAGAGUGCCAGUUUUGUUUGGACUGCAUUUUUUUUUAAAUCAGGGAAUAAUGUGAUGUGUGGACACAUGACUUAAAAUUACACCCCCUGGUGUUGACAUGGAAGCACAACAUUUCUCGUAGGAUAGAGUCCUAAUUAUUAUUAUUAUUAUUGUUAUUUUUAUUCUUAUUGUUUGUCCUUCCAUUUGAGGAGUGCUUUCUUGAUUAGUUCAACAAAUUCCAUCAUGUAGCAUGUUUGUAUGUAUUUUCUUUGGUACAGUGUAUGUUUUAUUUGUCUGGGGAUCUUUUAUAAUAUUACAAAUGGAAUGAGAGGUCUUAUUAAGCCACUACAGGAGCCAGAUGAAUUAUUAUUGAUGUCAUUAGUUUUCUUUUGUACUUGUCAUGCGAUGCAUUCAAAUGUCCAAAUAGAGUCUGUAGCUUGUAGAAUACAAACUACAUAUAUUUGUGAAGUGAAAUGCUUAUUUUAUUUUAUUUUUCUUCUUUUCUGGCAUUAUGAUGACUGUGAUUGGAUGCUGGUGCCUUUCAGGUUGAAGCCCUUACUUCUGAUGCUACUGUACUGUAAUCAGGGACUGUCAAUGCAGAUCCCAUGCUAUCGCAAUACACAUACCUGUGUAAUAAUUGUUGCUCAAAUGUUUUAACAUUAAAAUUAUCCUUUUGGGUUUUUUUUUUCUUUUUAAGCAUUCGCCUCUUUCUUCUUUUUCGCGUCUCACACCCAUAGUCACACUAUGCAGCCAUUAUUAUAUAUUACCAUAAUAAAUUAUGAAUAAUGUUAUUAUGGAUAACCAAGCACAUCAGACGCUGUUUCAUUUGCAUUUUGUUUAUUUGUCGUUUUCAUACACUGCACAUAACAUUGUUAAAUACUGUAAUGGAAGUGUUUACGUUACAAGAAAAUCUUUUUUUUCUUUUUAAAAAAAGAAAAGAAAAGAAAAACAGUUAUCACUUGUGUCUAAAUGUAAAAAGAAAAAAAAAGCAUAACUUCUUAGCAAAUGCUCUUCAAAUAAACUAAUCAAGAUGGAACACAGACAUCUUUUAAGUUUUUUCUAUACUUAAGGCAUAUAAUUGCAAAUCAACAGCUAAUUUAGAGGAGAGAGGGUCGUAAAUGAAGGGCAUUAGUGCUCCAAGUCAACGAUCCAUGAUGUUGCAAUAAACGAUUUUCAUUCUGUUUGAAACAGAAAUCGAUGCUGUCUUACUUAUUAUUUUGGCAUUGUAGGUCUUUAUGCAUGCAUGUGUGUGUGUGUGUGUUGGGUCAUCUUUCUAAGAUGUAUACCACGAAACAAAUUCAACAAAGCCAGGUUAUCUUUGUGUUAGUUGGCUUGACAAAACCUAAAAUGCCACAACAGUGGCUGUCAGCUGCCUUUGUUAAGUCUGGCUUUCGUUUUUUGGCGAUCAGUAGUAUUUACCAUGGUGAUUUAGUCAGGUUAAAACAGAGCAACCUUUCUAACACUGAAAUCUCUGACUUUAAGCUUAAGAUAGCUCAUUAGCUCAUUAAUCUCACUUCGAAGUACACCUCCUCUGGUGUGUGACCCUGUGUUCACCUAAUGAUCUGUGGCACUGACACAGAAAUGGGAAGGAGGGUGUCCGGUGAUCAUCAGGUUGCUUUGGCCUUGAUAACGUGGGGAUCAGAGCAAGAAACAAUAUGCAAUCAUCCCUUUCUACACAGUUCAUUUUCACUGCUCUGCAGGAAACAGUACAAUGAUAAAGGCUCCCCAAAAAAGUAAAAAGCAAAAUGUGCAAAUUGAAAACAAUGCAACAACAGUAGCGUGUGAUUGCACAAAUUAACUGUGGUGCAAAAAAGCUACUUGCUCAUUAUUUACCAUUGGAUUAUUCAGUCAGAUGCUCUUCAUGCAGUUUGUUCCUCAGCUAUUCGAUUUCAUACAUUCACUCCUAAACUCUGUGAUGCCACAUCUCUCUUUGCCAUUUAGGCAAAGAGAGCAGAAGUAUUGAAGGUGGUGUUAAUGAGUGCAAUGACCUGGUCUGUGCUACAUAUUAACCCCUUAAGGUACAACAACAAUACAGUUUCCUCUGUUUGGAGAAUCAGACUUCUACGACACAAUCAAAUAUCUGAGCAUCAGCACAUUCAAUUUUAAUUAUCCCUCAGGUUAAAAAAGUAAGCGUUUAAAUAAAAAAAAACUAACAAACAAACUAGAAAAUAAAA